Molecule: messenger RNA, 7086 nt
Organism: Zerene cesonia (dogface butterfly)
Lineage: Eukaryota; Metazoa; Arthropoda; Insecta; Lepidoptera; Pieridae
Product: breast cancer type 2 susceptibility protein-like
Exons: 9
Coding region: 88-6756 (2222 amino acids)
Biological process (GO): regulation of DNA-templated transcription; double-strand break repair via homologous recombination
Source: RefSeq, a predicted model, not a curated record
UGUAAACAACUUGUUUCAAGAAAAAGGCAUUGAAACGAUAAUUCUAUUUUGGCUAAAUAAUUAAAUUCAAAUGUAAAAAAGACUGUUAUGGAUAAAUACAAUAAUGAUGUAUUAAACUUUGAACAGAUUUUAAACAAAAGAAGUGACCAUAGGCAUAAAGUGCUAUAUGAUAACUCAAGAAUCUUAACAAAUACCUGUAAAAUUGAGGAUGUUAUUUCGAAUGUUUCUGAACAAAUAAAGGCAAUACAAAAGGCGGAUUUGGUGAAAAAGGUUCCAAGACAAUUAGAAAAUGCUAAUUUUCUAAAACAUUUCGAAUUUUUACCACUAAAUGUACUUUCAGACAAGGUACAAAAGCAAGAGAUACAGAAUAAAUUUGAAACGCAAUGUGUCUCAGAUACACAAUUAAUAAAUUUAGUUGAAAAUGUGGAAUCAUUCGCCUCUCAUAGUGGUGUAACACAAGAAUUUGAUACUACAUUCAUACAUAAACCUGAUGCAAAUGUGAAUAAAGAGUUAAAAGCUGUUAAAAAUGAAGGUAUAUUUGAUAAAUAUGAACAAAUUACAGAAAAAAAUAACAAGAAAUCCAAUAAAAUUUAUGUACCUUCUGAUGAAGCCAUACUUAAGCAGAGUGAAAUUAAUAUAAAUAAUAAUGAUCAAGAAGUCUGUGAUAUCUUUGAUAAUUCUGAUACUGAAGAUAAUAUUGCAAUUUUUGAACCUCUAGAGGGUAAUCAUUCCAAAAGCCCUAUUUUAAAUAAGGUUAAACCUAUAGUAUUUAGAAACACACCAUUAACAUCAUUAGUUUAUAAUCUAGAAUCCUUUGAAAAAUUUGAAGCAAUUGCAUUGCCAGUCAUAGAAGAAAAUGCUGAUUUUCUAAUUGCAAAGAAAAUUAUAAAUUCACAAAUUCUUAAUGGAGAAUUGUGCAUACAAAGCCAUAAAAAUCCUAAUCCACACAAUAGGGAAUCAUCAAAAAGUCCUGUUUUUGAUGUAAAGAUUAAAAGGAGAAAUAGUGAGACGAGAUCAGUUAAUGAUAAUCAACAAUACAUUGAACAUAAAUCUUCUCCAUCUGUAAUAGAAGAUGAGAUACUGUUUAGCAGUGAUGAAGAAAACUUUGAACCAGCUAGAGACAUUGAAGAUUUACCUCUAACCUGUGCCUUAAAAACAUCAUUUUAUAAUCAAACUGGUAUUCUAGAUAAAACAAUGUAUGUGGGAUUCCAAACAGCAAGCAAUAAAUCAAUACAAAUCCAUAGAGACUCGUUUGUGAAAGCAAAGAAUGUUUUAGAAGAGACUAACGUUGAUAUUAAGGCGCUUGUUAAUGAAUUUGAUGGUACAUUUAUUGAACCUUCUAAAUUAGUAGAAAAAAACAUAAAUGUGCAAGAUAAAUUGAAAGCAACAGGGCAAACUAAUAGUUUUCAAACCCCUAUGUUAGCAAAUAUGGGUAAUGUUCAAUUUCAUACAGCAAAUGGCAAAUCUAUUCAAAUAUCUGACCAAGGCUUACGCAAAAGUAAACUUUUUCUUGAAGAAUUUCAAAACAAUUUGUACGACAAUGAUGUGGAAUUUAAGAAAGAAGAAGAAUUUGAGGUUAAAAAAACAGAUGUAAGUGAUUUAAAAAAGCCUAAAUAUGUAAGAGAUAGUACACAAUAUGAAACAUUUCAUAAGAAAACUGAGAAGGAUAGCAGUGAUGAACCAAUAAAAAUAAAUGAUGAGAUUAUAGUACAAGAAUUUGAAAAGAGUAUGAUAAAUGAAGAGCAGGAAGAUGAUCAUAAUAAUAUACCUAAACAUAAAUUAUUUAAUAUAACUGAGGAACACAUAUUGAAACAAGAUUUUCAAGGAUUUAAAACAGCGAGCUUGAAACCAAUAAAAAUUUCAGAUGAAGCAGUUUUAAAAUCAAGGAAAAUAUUUGAAGGUAUCGAAAGUGACGGGGAAAAUAAAUUUCCAGAUGCUUUGAAGGGUACCAACAAAACUGAUUAUACAAAUUGUUCACCUAGUUGCAAAGGAUUUUUUACAACUAGCAAUAAACCAAUAAAAAUAUCUGAAACUGCCUUGUUGAAAAGUAAAAAGAUUUUCGAAGAUAUCAAUAUGAAGGAAGAUAUAGAGCACAAUAAAGGAGAAAUAAUGUCUAUGACUAAAGAUUUUCAAUGUAGAAGUGAAAUUUCUAAAGAUAUUGAUGUCACAGGAAAACUUUUAAAUUAUAAUGAAAUAGGAUAUGACAAGUUUGGUGGAUUCAAAACGGCAAACAAUAUUCCAAUAAAGGUGUCUUCGAAAACUUUGACAAAAUAUAAAAAUGUAUUUGAUGAUAUAAUUGAAGAAACAAAAUAUUCGCCAAGUCAAGAGUCAAAACAAACCGAAAUUAAUCCCCAACCAAUAACAAUUAAUAAUAUUGAAAAAAAGUUAUCAAAUAGUGACUCCAAAAAUAAAGAUUUGAAUAUAAAAUAUAACAAUAAUUUUAACUCAAAUUUUAAGCCAUGCUUCCAAACAGAAAAUGAAAAAGUUAAAGUAUCUGAAGAAUCCUUGCUACCUAGCCAAAUUUUAUUUAAUAAUUCUAAAGCGGAUAUUAGUAGUAAACUCAAUGACUUUGCUUUCAAGGGUUUUCAGACCGCAAGUAAUAAGCAAAUAAAUAUAUCGAAAGAAACACUUGCUAGAAGCAAAAGAAUUUUCUCUGAUAUUGAAUUAGAUGUUGAUGAAGACACAAUUGUAAAAAAAAUGAAAAACGUAAAUGAAAUAAGACGACUUGCGAAGGAUAAUAAAGAAAUGCAGAAUUUCAAAGGAUUACAAACUGCUUGUAAUAAAAAGAUGACAGUCACGGAGCAAACUUUUGACAAAUAUAAUACAAUGUUUGAUAACAAAGAUGCAGAUUUGGGAAAAGAUUUAAGUGAUUUCAAAUCUAAAUCAGAACUGACAAUGUCUACAUUAUAUACUGCUAAUAAAAACACAGUUGAUAUAAUAUGCCAAGAUACUAAUCCUACAUUGCUGCAUAGUCCAACCAUAAAACAAUCUUCAAGUAACUUUAAAUGGUUUAAAACUGCCAGCAAUAGACCAGUCAUAAUAUCAAAAGAGGCUUUAGCCAAAACUAAGAAUAUUUUCAAUGAUAUAGAUAGUGAUACUGAAAAUAAUUUACAGACAUCUGAAAUUAAACGUAAGAAUGAAAUACCUUCAAUAAAAUUUCAAUUUAAAACAGCCAAUCAUAAACCUGUUAAUAUAUCUGAAGAAGCAAUUAUUGCUAGUCAAAAAUUGCUCAAUGACGAUAUGGAAAAAGAUCAUAUCUCCUUAUCAAAAUUCCAAGGAUUCCAAACUGCUAGUAAAAAAAGUAUAGCGAUUUUUAAAGACACAUUGGAUAAAUAUAAAACAAUGUUUGAUGACAUAGAUACUGAUUUGGAAAAUGACUGUGUGAACGAAAAUAAACAGGCUAUACUAAAACCCAAUACAGAGACGGUUUAUAAAGAUCUAGAUGAUUUAUCAGAGGAUGCUUUAGCUAAUCCUGCAAUGCAAAAUUAUCCAGUAAUAAAACAAUCUUUUAGUAACUUUAACGGUUUUAAAACUGCUAGCAAUAGACCAGUCAAAGUAUCCACAAAAGCUCUAGCCAGAACCAAGAAUAUUUUUAAUGAUAUAGAUAUUGAUACUAAAAAUAAUUUACAGACACCUGAAAUUAAACCUAACAAUGAAGUACCUUCAAUAAAAUUUCAAUUUCUAACAGCCAAUCAUAAACCUGUUAAUAUAUCUGAGGAAGCAGUUAUUGCUAGUCAAAAAUUAUUUAGUAUUCAUACAGAAAAAAAUCAGAGUUCUGUACCUAAAGCACAAGAAUUUCAAUCUGCAAGCAAUAAAACGGUGAAGAUAUCAAAAGAAGCACUUGCUAAAAACAUUAAUGUACAUGAUGGCAUCAAAAUACAACCUGGCUGUAUUUCAGAUGAUCAAAUACAAGUUAAAGAUAUAAAAACCACAACAUCUGCUUUUAAAGAUCUCAAUAACAUAAAUGAUGUUGGUUCUAAGAGCUAUAUAAAUGUUGUAUAUAACAAAACAUCCAUGAACAACAACGGGGAUGACAUAAACAUGAAAGAUAUUUUCAAUACUCAAGUAGAACGUAACUUUGAAUAUACAUUGUACACGGAAGAUUUCUUCAAAGAUAGAACACCGGUGCAAUGUAAAAGAUCAGGAAGUCCUAUUCUGUCUUGUCCUAAAUCGAAAAAGCGAAAAUUUCAAACUCCCGCCAGUGUCGUUAGGAACAUAUUGAGCGCGAAAAGUGAUACCUGUCAAAAGAAUACAGACAACACAGUUUACGUAUUUGACGACAAUUAUAAGAAAACAAAAAAGUUUACUUUACAAGAUUUAGAUAACAUGAAAAACAAUAAUGUAAACAGAAUAGACAAGUAUAUACUUAAUUUUAACUACGGAAAUAUUUUAGAUUUCAAAUUCAAGUUAAAGAGAAAUGAAGUGACAGAUGACAUUUGGUCUACAGAUAAAAUAAAAGAAGUUUUCUCAGCGGCUGUUACCAGCAAAAUAAUACCAUCAGGCUGGAUAGAAAAUCAUUUAAAAUUAAUAAUUUGGAAGUUGAUUUCAUAUGAAAUAAGAUUCCCACAUUUGUUUGAAACACUGUGUACUGUGAGGAAUGUGCUUGAUCAAUUAAAAUAUAGAUAUGAUAGGGAAUUGUAUAAUGUGGAAAGACCAGCUCUAAGGAAAAUUCUAGAAAGGGACGAUGUUGCAAGUAAAGCUAUGGUACUAUGCGUUGUUGGUGUUUAUGUAGAUGGUGUCUAUGUGAGCAGGGUUUCCAACCUAACGGACACUAUAGAGCUAUUAUUGACAGAUGGCUGGUAUUGUAUAAAGGCGAGCAUAGACAAAUAUAUUUCUAAACUCAUUUACGACGGCAAAAUAUCUGUGGGCAUGAAACUUUUCAUUCACGGGGCUGAAUUGGUAAAUUGUGAACAGGGUUUAGCACCUUGGGAGGACACAUCAUCUGUGCGUUUAAAAAUCUCUGGCAAUUCCACUCGAAGAGCCCGCUGGGACGCGCGGCUCGGUUACCAUGGCAACGCUGCCAUGUUGUCUCGCCUGUCAACUGUCAGGCCGGAAGGCGGGAAAGUGUCGAAAUUGCGCGUUUUCGUGACCAGAGUAUAUCCUACAUUGUAUAUAGAAAAGUUUGAGGAUGGUAGUACAGUUACUCGUUCAGAAAGAUUGGAAAACAUGCAUCAAAUGAAAUAUGAAAACGAUCGACAGUUAAUUUUGGAGAGAAUCUAUGAAGAAGUGGAGAAGGAAUUUUCUGAACAGGAAUCCCAGGACUCUGAAACCUAUACUGACAGUGGAAAAUUUGAGUCCGGUACGCAAAUUGCGAAAAUCAUGAAGAAACACAGAGACCCUGCUGAGUUUAGGGCAAAUUUAACAAACACUCAAUUACAUCUCCUACAAGAAUACACAGUUAAACAGAAAGAUAAACAGAUUGAGUUAAUGCAAGAGAUAGUUCGCGAAAAAAUAAAGAAUAGCUCUCUAGGUGUUGCCAGGAGUGUGGUACCGUUGUUGAAAAUUAGGGUUGCCAGCGUGGAAGGAAGAGAGCGCAAAAUUUGUAAAGGAAUGCUCUCAAUAUGGCGGCCAAACGAAGCCCUACAAGAAGUUAUUGCUGAGAAUACUUGGUUAGAUGUAUAUAAUGUUGUUCCAACAGCUAUUAGGAAUUCAGAAAUACAGCUUUCGGCGAGCAGGCACUCUAUAUUUCAAAAAUCGAAAGUAACACAUGUGGAGGAAAUUAAUUCAUGCACAGAUUAUCUAAAGCGACAGUGUUACCAAAUAAAAGAUAUUCGAAAUUCUAAACUAUUUACGGAUAACAAUGAAGUUGAUACAGUCGGCUUUAUUAUUUCAAUUGAACCUUCAAAUAAGGAUUUUGAGAAUUCCAAGCAGCUAUAUCAAAAUAUUUACUUAGCUGAUGAAAAUAAAAAUAUAGUAUGUAUAAAUUUUUGGGGUGGAAUAAAGAAGUUUGGUUUCGAAAAUAUUCUGGACACUGGUCAAGUUAUUGCUUGUGUUAAUUUACAAAAAAGAUCUGGCAACACCAUGAAAAAUAUACCGCAGUAUCGUGCUACAGAAUUCUCGUAUUUCACCAAAACUCCAAAAUAUGAUUGCUUAAGAAAAUUGUGUUUGGAAUUAACAAAAAUAUUUUCUGGAUUGGAUAAAAGAAAAUUCUGUCUCGACUGUGUUGCUAUAAAGAAUAAUAACGUACAUACAAAUUUUCGUUUACCAGACGUGUCUCCGUACAGAAUAAAUAACAGUGAUUACAAUAUAUCUAUGAAUAAAAACUUUAUUGAUUCACCCAUAGCCAAAGAUACGAUUUUGAACUUAAGCGGCUUGGAUUUUGAGUCGAGUUUCAAACAAACAGACACACAAGAUGUAUCCCCAAGCAAGUUAUUACGCAAGAAGCAAAUAAGUGAAAAAAUUGCCAAAUUAAAAUUUUACGGCGAACCACCCCCUUUGAGUCCAAUGAACAUAAUUCAUAAAUCGAAAAAUGUUACAAGUGCUUUCAAAAGUCCGUUGACCUCAAGGAAUGACAGUGCAAACAUUGCCAGUAACGAUAUUUCAACACCUUUACGCACAGAUCGUAUAGAUAAAGAAAAUUCGAAUUUACAAUCAAGUCCAGUAUUGUCUACGGGAAGAAGCGUAGUGAAAAGAAUAAUAAGUGUGAAUCCAGUGAAAUUAAACUUUAAUACCGACGAAGUUUGUGAAAAAAAAGAAAACACUUUGGAUCCCUUUGCAGAAGAGUUCGAUGCGAGUCCGCCUUUAAGUUUAGAUUGAAUCAAAGUUACCGAUUACUUUGAUUCUGAGUAAACAAAUUGGUGCAAAGAAAGAGUAUUCUAUUUUUUUAAACUAUGUUGUUUAAAAUUACGUAUUAUUUAGUGUUGCCGUAAGACCUGUUUUACAAAUAAUUCUAAUAAAUUUGCCUUAUAAUCUACGUUUAGGACUACCUUCCAUCAUGAACAGAAUAAAACAUAUAUGAUUAAUGUGAGAUGGAGUUACAUUGUAACUUAUAAAAACAGAUAUCAUUGAAAUAGGAAUCCAGGUACUGGAAACCUUAUUUAUUUUUGGUUUUAUAAAUAUUUAAAUUAGUUUCUGAGGUGCCUUAUG